Molecule: messenger RNA, 927 nt
Organism: Closterium sp. Naga37s-1
Lineage: Eukaryota; Viridiplantae; Streptophyta; Zygnematophyceae; Desmidiales; Closteriaceae
Source: the annotation of a GenBank genome assembly
AUGACUUACUUCGGGUACACAUCCGCUAGGGCCACUUUCCUCGUCGUCGUCAUCGCCUCUGCGAUGCUCCUUUCCGUCCCUGCGCGCGUCUCUGCCGCUGGGGCUCCCGCCAACGCGACUGCGCCUGCUAACACGACUGCUUCUGCUAAGGCGGUUGCUGCUGGCGCGAUUGGGUCUGCAAACGCGACCACGCCUGGAGAUGCUAACAGCAGCCCCAUAACGGCGACGGCGAGGCAGAGCAAAAGCGCGGGGCUAGGAAAGAACUCCACGUGCGCCUAUUACGGCAACUACAGCGCCAACCCCUACUUCGGCAAGGGGCUCACCGUGAAGCUUCCUCCCGCUACCUUCGGAAAGCGCUGCGGCGCGUGCUACAAGGUGAUUUGCGCCAACGACACGAAGCGCUGCCGCAGCGGCAAGGCGACCGUGACGGUCCGUGUCAUCGGCGCGACGACCACGGAGAAUCAGAUUUCGCUCUCCGCCGUCUCGUGGUCCAAGAUCGUGCAGGGAUCCGACGCCACCCCUGUUAGCAUCACGUACAAGCGCACCAACUGCCAUUCGACCGUCGGUUCUGCGGUGCGCGUGCGCAGCAACUCGACGGCGGAGAAUUUCAACAUUCAGAUGGUGGGGCUUGCUGGCCCCGGCACGCUCAGGGAGGUGGAUCUGAGCGCGGACGGCAAGAAGUGGGCGAAGCUGACCCGCGAUGGCAGCAAGGCGAUUUGGGGAAUCAAGGGCAAGGAGGCGAAGGCGGUUUUGGGCGCGAAGAAGGCGAUGAGCGUUCGCCUCACUGCGAAGCACACCCUCGAGAAGAUCACCCUCGAGAAUGUCAUUCCCGCCGACUGGAAGCCCCAGACGCUGUACUCGUCCAAGACCAACUUCAAGAAGCUCAUGGCCGAGGUUAAGCGCCCCAAGGCGGGUAGGUGCCUUUGA